Molecule: messenger RNA, 3789 nt
Organism: Cylas formicarius (sweet potato weevil)
Lineage: Eukaryota; Metazoa; Arthropoda; Insecta; Coleoptera; Brentidae
Product: equilibrative nucleoside transporter 3-like
Exons: 8
Coding region: 2312-3430 (372 amino acids)
Biological process (GO): nucleoside transmembrane transport
Cellular component (GO): plasma membrane
Molecular function (GO): nucleoside transmembrane transporter activity
Source: RefSeq, a predicted model, not a curated record
AGCUGCUAGUCGUUCACACACUUGUUUUCUUUUUUGGUAUUGAGUGAUUUCCAUAAAUUCACUUCGCGACUUUUCGAUGAUUACGCCACCACUGCACAUAAGAAGCAGUAUUGCAAUACCGGGCAAGACGAAGAAAUUUCUGGGUAAGUCGAUUGCAGUCACGUACCGAAAGGCAGAUACAUGAUAUCUUACCACCAUAGCUUGAACGUAUUUGUAACAAUUAUGUAAUUUUCUAUUCGUUAAACAAUUUUAUUAUUAUUAUUAAAGCGCAUCUAUAUAGAUUUAUUUGUUAUAAUUUAUAGUUGAAUAACUCAUUUGAAAAAUCAGUAAAACCAAAUAGUAUGUUUUGUUGGUGCAAAUAAAUAUUUAGUAUAUUCAUUGAUACGGUUUUUGAAAUGAGCGAUUCGGUUAUUCUACACGAGUUAGAUUGUAUCUAAGUCAACCUAACAAGACAGUGUAAAGCAGAAAGUAAAAAGCAAUCCUAGAUUAAACACAUGAAACUAAUGAGAGUCUCAACGUUUAGUUUUUUGUUAGAUUCUAUUCUUUCGGUUAAUAUAUGUCGCUAGUCCGUAGUCGCUGUCUAAAAUCUCGCUAAAGAUUAUGGAAGAAAAGUCAUACUAAAUGUCUUUCGAUAAAACACACCGUUUUCCCUGGCAAAAAAAGAGUGCAUCUAUAAUAUGAAAGUAGGUUUUGGGUUACAUUGACAUCAGCGUCGACAGUCAUUAAUCUAAAUAUAAUAUCUAUUGCUAUUAUUUUAAAACUGCAUAAAAAUAAUUUUAACUAGUUUUCCAAAAGCGUAAUGAAUAAUGACAAAUGACAAAAAUAGGGGUUUGUAAAACGAGGCUUAUUUCUUAAAAUGCCGCUUUGAAUUGAUUUUUGGGUCACUCAUUAUAUACAGUAAUUAUGAAUUUUACCUUUUAUAUACAAUUUUGUAUUUGUGCUAAGGUAUUUUAAACGGUAGGUAUCUAAACAAACAUUGAUUUUGUGUAUGAUACCUACAUAUUACUCUAUAGUAUAUUAAGCAACAAGUGUGGUAAACGGCGUUUGAGUCACGAGUUUAAUUGGCACGAGCGGAGCGAGUAUUUAAUAAAUGAGUGAGAUUAAGAUUAAAAGCAUGUCUUCUGAAAAGGUUACCGAUGAAAUUAGAAAAUUAACUGCACAAGAGAAAGACUAAGACUUUUUAUUGUCGAAAGAGGGAAGCAAAAACAGCUGCAAAAAACUAACAAAAAGGAAGCCAUCUGCAUUGAUUUUGCAAAAAGUAUUUCAACCCCAAAAUUCCUACAAAUGACGAAUAUUAUAAACGGCAGUCAUCCAGGUUCUUUCUUCUGGUCAGUCGAUAUUUUAUACCUAUUUCGACAGAAUCGCUAAAAAAUGAUCAAAUGAAAUGACUAAUUUUCACUUCUAGUCAAUCAAGACGACAUUGAAGAACUGGAAUUCUUUUGCUACUCUGCAGGAGGACAAAAUACAAAAUUUGUCAUUUAUCAAUUUAUCCAUUUUAUUGUUAACAACAAAAUUCAUACCUUAAGAGAAAUUAAAAUUACAUUUCCUGUAAAAUGACACUCGUAUUUGGAGAGUGAGAAAAACGUAGGUGUUUGAGAUCCCGGAAGAAUAUGAAGAAGUGAAUAGUGCUUUGCCACUUGGAAAGCCGACGUUUGUAGACCUGACGAGCCUAAUGCGGUUUUGUAGUCGAGGCACAUUACGGACAAGUUUGAAGUACUUACACUGAUGUAUAAAUUUGAAACAUAUAAAAUUAAUUUAUAAAAAUAUCUCCUACCAGCUAUAUUUUCUUGUUUGUUUCAGGUGACCUAGCUGCUUUCUUCCUUGGAAAACAUGAACUUUGUUUUUGUGGCACCAAAUUCGUUAAAUUUUUUUUUUUAGGUUUAGUGCUAUAUUCAUAAGAUUUUGCUAUAAUGUGUAACUUUAGUUUUCCGUCAACGUUUGAAUUAUUUCUAAGUAUAGAACAAAAAUAUUUCGUUUUGAGUAUUAAAAUGGUAUUUACUCAGUUUGAAAAUAAAGUCUGAUUUUCUUCACCUUCUUUGUUGUGAACCAAUAUCAAAAUAGAAAGUUCUAUUUUCAUCGACCUCAAAAACAUUUUUAACCUUAACCAUGAACCUUAUGAAUUGAGAUUUCUUAGGAUAGUUUAUAAUUGAUAAUUGAAUAUUGAAUAUUUUCCUAAAAAAGUUGAAUUUCGCACACCAUACAAAAAUGAUUUUAUUCACUUCAAUUUUAGUAAUUUGAUUGUGCAUUAACCAAACCAUUUGUUUUUUGUUCUCGAGUGAAUGCUAUUGACACAAAAAGGUUUCAGUAUUGGAUGUAUAAACUUCGCAACACUUCCCUGGACCACGAUGAUCCCAAUAACCGCCCGUUCCUCCAGAAGAACUUCGCAACAUUCCAGUCGUUCGCGAUCAUUCUGCCUAUGAUAGUGAUGUAUUUUAUCGCCGCAUUCGUAGGCCACAAAAUCAGACCGAAGACGAAAGCUUUGAUCUUCUUGUGCCCGAUAAUAUUAAUAUUUUUCGUGCACACGCUGUUGGUCAAUGUGAACACUGACGGCGUUCAGCUGGCAUUUUUCUUCUUCACUUCGAUUACUUUGGUCGUUUUAAGUGUCGUUACUGGAAUCGGAGCUGUCGGAUGUUUGACGCUAGCUUCAUCUUUUCCAUCAAAUUACACCAAAUGCUUCCUGGUGGGACAAGGCUUGGCUGGGAUUUUCACGUCCGUGAUUCGAAUAAUCUCCAUCGCAUCUGCGCCUUCUACCGUGGAUGCCGCCUUUAUAUAUUUCGUAACCGGAACAGUCACCAUGGCUAUCGGGACCGUUCUAUUUGUCAUGGCUUCCAAGACUCCGUUUUUCAGAUACCAUUUGCGCGACAUCGAUGCAGAAACGAAGAGAAAAGUAAACUCUAUCGGCGCAAUCUUAAGGGCAGUGCAACAGUUUUGGAAAGUGCUGCUUCUAAAUGUUAUAGGGAUAAUUUUUCCGAUAGCGUCAAUCGUAAAUUUGGUCGUUUCGGAAUACAAAGGCACGGGAAACACUUGGGGAGACUGGUACUUUGUAACGGUGGCAACUUUCUUAAUACCGGCCAUUUGCGAAAUCACGGGCAAACUUCUGGCAACCUUAAUCGACAAGGACUACCCCUGGUGGUUUCUGUAUAUCGGAAUAUUGAUCAAGAGCUUGCUUCUGGGGCCGAUGAUAUUUUUUUCAAAUGCUCAGCCAAGGUCCCAUACUCCGGUUGUUUUUAAACACGACUGGCAAUAUAUCAUCAUCAUGAUCCUAAAUUCGCUGUGGGGUGCUUAUCUAGGUAACGUUUUGAUGCUGAAAUUGAUAAGGCUGAUACCAAAGGAUAAACUCGAUCUGCUGAUUUCGGUAGAUCUUUUGUUUGCCGGCCUCGUUGCCAUAGCGACUGCUCCCCUGGGUCUGAUAAUAGUUGCGAUGCUAUGAGGCCAUGGACGAAUGAGUAAUAUUCAACUAAUUAAAUUUUUGGGAUUUGUCGCAAUUUACGACACGUUGUAUAUUAUAUUGUAAGAUAUAAUCAGGACCCAAUUGAACUUGAAUUUAAUAAAGCUUUGCAGCAUAUACAAGCCGAAAUUGUCAAUAAAGGAAAGCUUAUUGAAAGCAUCAAUAGUCACUUAAAACUGACAAGCUUUGUCUGCCACGAUUAAAGGUUUGUUUUGUCCCGGCUAUAUAAUAUAAUAAUAACAUAAGGUCUAUUAGCACAUUUUUUAUCAAUUAAGUAUUUAUGUAUUGCUUGUAGUUUAUAUAUAAGCUUUAGUUGGAAUUAUUUUUGAAAGUAUACAUUU